CCCGCCCAAACCAUUCUCAUAUUACAACCGUCCGAUUUGCACAUAAAAAUCAACGUCACCCCAUCCUCAUCCGCCUUCUCAUCUGUGGCUUGUAGCAUCACCCGCGAACUGCAAACACCCCAUUACCAGUCGCCGGAAUCACCCGGAGUGAGGAAUCUUCCCUCCUUCACCCGAUUAAUAUCAUCUCCCACCACCGCACCUCUUAAUCUUCGUCGCUUCUAUUCGCCCGCACCAGUCCACCUCUCUCAAAUACGAUUGAAGGAGAUUCCGCAUCAAAAAAUUAUUCUGCUCCAGCAAGCUGUUAGGGCAAGGUUGAAGAUGAAGAAUAAGCUCCGAGAUGGAUUCUGAUUUCAUAAAGGUUAUGCGUUUUUCUCUUAUUUGAAUUUAGUCAAUUUUCAAUUCAUUUUUUUAAGCUCAUAUUUUCAUUGUUUUUCUUUGCCAAUUUAUUUGAUUAUAAUCACCUUCUUUACUUUGAAGGCAGAUUCUAUGCAGCCUCAACAUACUCUUCUCCAAGUUUCUUCACUUUUUCACCCUUUUAAAUGAGAAAAUUAGCAUUUUUUGUCUUUGGAGGAAAUUGUAUUAGGGUUGUUUUCACAUUCUUGCUGAAAUGAGUUUAGUUGCCUUCAUGGUGUUUUCAAGUAAAUUCUACCAUUCAUUUGGAAUGAAUGAAAUAUAUAUUAGUGUGUUUAUCUUGAUAUUGCAUUAAGAUUGUUUGGCUAGAAUGUGACUGAGAGCUUAUUGUGAAUAUAAUUUGAUAAGAAUUCUAGAAUUCUAAAAAUACUAAUGCUUCUUGAAUGAAACAAUGGAUUCUCUGGCCAGAGAUGUUCACACUUUAUGCUAACCAAAUUUUUCAGCAGGCCCUAAGUUUAGUAAGUUACUCAUCUAAUUGUUAAAAGUGAGACAAUGAACUCAUUGAACUGUACAACGUCCUUUUCUUUUUGUUAUGUUUGUUAACACAGAACAACACGAAAAAUGUACCAUGUUGGUGAAGUUAAACCAUUAAUUAUACUUCUAGGGAUUUCAAUUAUACUUCUAGGUAUUGCAUAUGUAUUUAAGAUGCUUUUUAAGGGCUUAAAACUAUGGUUUCCAUAUAUCCCGAUAAAGGUAGCUAAUGUACUUUAAGAAACUUUAAUGAAUUUGUUAGCAGACUUAAACUCAACUAUUUUGCUUGAUCUAAGGUUAAAGGAAUUUUAUUAGCCUACAUACUCUAAUGAAUUUGUUUAGCUUCCGUUUUGCAGUUUACCACUUCUAGAAUAUCAUCUCCUACAAGCUCUCAAUCACCAUUGAAAGAAUUUAGGGAAAUGAAAAAUAGCAGGAGAGAAUAUACCUUCAUGUAUAAGUUAACUUUGCUGUCCGAAUUGUACGCAAAGGAAUGUUGUGAGAUUGCCAAGACAGUUAGUGAUUGCUUGGACCAAGGGUUAUUUUGAUGAUGGGUAUAUCAAUAAGGAGAAUACAGGUACAAUUUUAGAGCUGCAAGAUUUCAAAAGACUCCUUCAUCUAAAGUGUAGAAAUUGAUGAUGAUGAUUUUCUGCCCAAGAAGCUGGAGGUGAAGCUCUAUGGAGUUGAUUCCCGAAAAGGAUGGAAUUAUCUAGGCUGUUUACAAGGCAAAUAUAUGUGGCAAAGUUGUUCAAGGUCAUAUCCAGAAAAUAAUGAGAAAUUGAAGGGAUGUAAAUAUGUCUACAGCUCGAAAAGGUGGCUUAGAACAACACCCAGUUUUAGCAAAGAGUAAAAGUUGUCCACAGCUUACUGGAACCAGUUAUGGGCAUUGUACUGCUUUACAUAAUGGUAUCUUUGAUGCUCACGCAUUGCAAUAGCUUACCAAAAACUCUUGUGUUUAUGUUGAAAUCAGGUUUAGAACAAUGGUGAAGUUAAAAGCAUACCAAAAGUUUGUGUGCAUUGAGAGAUUGAAGGGUUUGCCCUGUAAAAGCGAAAGAAAGUGUCAUCAAUGUUUCUUUUGAUGAACAACGUUUAAGAUUGCUUUGGUGGAGUGCAUUCAGGAAUUUCUUAGGUUUUGAG
Molecule: messenger RNA, 2016 nt
Organism: Cuscuta europaea
Lineage: Eukaryota; Viridiplantae; Streptophyta; Magnoliopsida; Solanales; Convolvulaceae
Source: the annotation of a GenBank genome assembly